GCCCGGUUCCAGACGCAGCGGCAACGCCCGGCUCGGCCCGGCCUAGUCCUGACUGGCUGAGGGGAAACCCGGCUCUUUGCUCGCUCGCUCCCUUUCAGGCGCGCCUCGGCCUACUCCCAGCUGCCCGGCGCCGCCAUGUGAGGAACCUCCGCCUCGCUCUCCCUUCGUCAGCCCCGGGGAUGCUCUUGCUGGCCGUGGGCGGCCCCAACCCCGCCAUGGAGCCCCCCAACCCAGCGCUGGUCAUCCGCAUCCGCGUCCCGGAUGGAGGCGCCGUGGAUUGGACUGUCCACCCCGCGCCCCAGCUGCUCUUCAGGGAUGUGCUGGAUGUGAUCAGUCAAGUUCUGCCUGAUGCAACAACAACCGCCUUUGAAUAUGAAGAUGAGGAUGGUGAUCGGAUUACUGUUCGAAGUGAUGAAGAAAUGAAAGCUAUGCUGUCCUAUUAUUACACCACAGUAAUGGAGCAACAAGUAAAUGGACAGUUAAUAGUGCCUCUGCAGAUCUACCCAAGAGCCUGCAAACCUCCUGGGAAACGGAACAUACAUGGCCUGAAGGUAAAUACACGAGCAGGUUCUGCUAACAAUAGCGGUGCAGCCGUCCCAGACUCCCUUCCAAGCAAUAGUUUAAAGAAGUCUUCUGCAGAACUGAAGAAGAUACUAGCAAAUGGCCAGAUGAAUGAACAAGACAUACGGUAUCGAGACAUCCUUGGUCAUGGCAACGGAGGAACUGUCUACAAAGCAAACCAUGUCCCCAGUGGAAAAAUACUAGCAGUAAAGGUGAUCCCUUUAGAUAUUACACUGGAACUUCAGAAACAGAUUAUGUCUGAGUUAGAAAUUCUUUACAAGUGUGAUUCAUCCUAUAUCAUAGGAUUUUAUGGUGCGUUUUUUGUAGAAAACAGGAUUUCCCUUUGUACCGAAUUCAUGGAUGGGGGCUCUUUGGAUGUUUACAGAAAAAUUCCAGAACAUGUACUGGGAAGAAUAGCUGUAGCUGUUGUUAAAGGCCUUACAUAUUUGUGGAGCUUAAAAAUUUUACAUAGAGACGUGAAGCCCUCAAAUAUGUUGGUGAACACGAGAGGCCAGGUCAAGCUAUGCGACUUUGGGGUUAGCACACAGCUGGUGAAUUCCAUAGCCAAGACGUAUGUUGGGACAAAUGCUUAUAUGGCGCCAGAACGAAUUUCAGGAGAGCAAUAUGGCAUUCACUCUGAUGUUUGGAGUCUAGGAAUUUCUUUUAUGGAGCUUGCUCUCGGGAGGUUCCCGUAUCCUCAGAUUCAGAAAAACCAGGGAUCUUUAAUGCCUCUCCAGUUACUCCAGUGCAUUGUUGAUGAGGAAUCGCCUGUCCUUCCGGUUGGGGAGUUCUCGGAGCCGUUUGUACACUUCAUCACUCAAUGUAUGAGAAAGCAACCAAAGGAACGUCCGGCCCCUGAAGAGUUAAUGGGCCACCUCUUCAUCGUCCAGUACAAUGACGGGAAUGCUGAAGUUGUCUCCAUGUGGGUGUGCCGGAUGUUGGAGGAGAGACGUUCGCAGCAGCAGCAGCAGCAGCAGGGAUCUCAGUGAGCAGAAGAGAAGCCCUAUGGGAAGAGGUCCUGAUGCUCGCCAAAGCUCACCUGGACUUUUAAUGCGUUAAUGGGAGACUUUGCUCGUUGAAUUUCGUUGGAUGAAGGCAUUUGUGGUGGCUUUUUAUUCAGUAAAGAUUCAACAAAUCUCACCCUCUGAUCAUCAUCCACCAUGCUGUAUCCUGCAGCCUUAAGACAAUAUUAUAUAUGUUAUUAAACUUACUGUAUAUUUCUUGA
Messenger RNA from Elgaria multicarinata webbii, 1786 nucleotides. It is a transcript of the gene MAP2K5, whose product is annotated as mitogen-activated protein kinase kinase 5. NCBI's taxonomy places the organism in Eukaryota, Metazoa, Chordata, Lepidosauria, Squamata, Anguidae. Gene Ontology annotation, biological process: protein phosphorylation; MAPK cascade. Bases 180 to 1550 code for a protein of 456 amino acids. The record is from RefSeq and is a predicted model, not a curated record. The transcript has 22 exons. Gene Ontology annotation, molecular function: ATP binding; protein binding; MAP kinase kinase activity.